This is a messenger RNA of Plectropomus leopardus (leopard coralgrouper), 2118 nucleotides long. RefSeq names its product meprin A, alpha (PABA peptide hydrolase), tandem duplicate 2 (gene mep1a.2). Gene Ontology annotation, biological process: proteolysis. The record is from RefSeq and is a predicted model, not a curated record. Gene Ontology annotation, molecular function: zinc ion binding; metalloendopeptidase activity; protein binding. Gene Ontology annotation, cellular component: membrane. Lineage: Eukaryota; Metazoa; Chordata; Actinopteri; Perciformes; Serranidae.
AUGGGCUCUGGAGACAGUCUGAGGAAAAUUGCUGCACUUAUUGGGAUCUUUGUGGUUUUGAAGGUGCAAGCUGUUCCGACACUUUCUGGUGGUGAUGCAGAUGCUGGUGAACUGAGGGACGACAUACUCGAGAUCAACAGAGGGUUGAACCACCUGUUUGAGGGAGAUAUUGCAAGUGAUCCCAGCAGGAAUGCAAUCCUGGACCAAACAAAAAGAUGGAAGUUUCCCAUCCCCUAUAUCCUAACUGAUUCUUUAGAACUGAAUGCUAAAGGCGUGAUCCUGCAGGCUUUUGAGGAAUACCGUUUGAGAUCCUGCGUGGACUUCAAGCCCUAUGAGGGAGAGAGCAGCUAUGUCUCCUUCACCAAGCUGUCUGGAUGCUGGUCAUAUGUCGGAGAUGAUAAGAAAGGCCAGAAUGUGUCCAUUGGGGACAGGUGUGACACCAAGUCGAUUGUGCAGCAUGAGCUCCUCCAUGCUCUGGGCUUUUACCACGAACAGUCGAGAUCAGACAGAGACAACUAUGUCAAAAUCUGGUGGGACCAGAUUGUAGAAGGCAUGGAGCACAAUUUCAAUAAGUAUAACGAUGACUUCAUCACUGAUCUGAACACACCGUAUGAUUAUGAGUCCAUCAUGCACUACCGGCCAUUCUCUUUCAACAAGAACGAAAGCAUCCCCACAAUCACCACCACCAUACCCUACUUUAAUGAGGUCAUUGGCCAGCGGCUGGAUUUCAGUGCUGUAGACAUUACCAGGCUCAACCGCAUGUACGACUGUGCAAACACACACACCCUGUUGGACCAGUGCUCCUUUGAGCUGAUCAACAUCUGUGGAAUGAUCCAGAAUGAGAAAGACAAUGCAGACUGGGUCCAUACACUGAGCAGUCCGGCUGAUACAGACCACACCCUGGCAGGGCGCUGCAGAGAUUCUGGCUACUUCAUGAAGUUUGACACAUCUACGGGUGCAGCUGGAAGCAGCGCCUCGCUGGAGUCACGUAUCCUUUACCCCAAGAGAGACGAGCAGUGCCUGCAAUUCUUCUACAAGAUGACCGGAGCAGCCGGGGACAAACUGGUGAUAUGGAUCAAGACUGAUGAUGGGACAGGGACUGUGAACAGUGUCAGGAAGAUCCACACUAUUACAGGUAGUGGAGAUGAUGCGUGGAAAAUAGCCCAUGUGACUCUCAAGGUGACAGAAAAGUUCCGCUAUUUCUUCCAAGGCAUCAGAGGAUCAUCCAACUCCUCGGGUGCCAUCUUAAUCGAUGACAUCACUCUUACUGAGACUGUUUGCCCCAGUACCGUGUGGCAAAUCCACAACUUCACUGGCGUUCUUGCCACUACAACCCCCGGCACUCAGCUGAGAAGCAAGUGCUUCUACAACUCGGAGGGCUACUCAUUUGGCAUCAGUGUUUACCCAAAUGGAAGACUCACUGACUACCCAGACUAUGUUGGUAUGACCUUUCACCUCUGCAGCGGGGAAAAUGAUGCAGUGAUGCAGUGGCCAGCCCAAAACAGGCAGGCCACCAUUGUUGCCAUGGACCAGGACCCUGACGUAAAACUGAGGAUGUCUAAUACAAGAAGCUUCACCACAGACACUAAUCCCAUCUGGAACAGACCAACAGCUACGUCAGGAGCAGUGUAUGAUGCCAGCGGUGAGAUUUACCGCAGUCAAGACUUUGGCUGGAGCACAUUCAUGUCCCACAAGCACCUGCACAGGAGGAGCUUCCUCAAGAACGAUGACCUCAUCAUUACUGCUGAUUUCAAUGAUCUGACCCACCUGAUCAAGACUGAAGUACCUGUCAAACCGGCCACAACAAGUGAUGACAUCACAGAUGAGAAGCCAAUCAACGAAGUGGAGAUGAAGCCCGCAGCUCCAAAGCGCAGAGAAGCUCGUGCAGCUGCCAACCCCUGUCUUCCAAACCCUUGUUUUAAUCGAGGCGUGUGUUUGGAGAGCGAAGGCAAAGCCACAUGCAGGUGUGCAUCAAGCCAGACCACCUACUUCACUGGGAAGAGGUGCGAGGACGUGAACAUACACAGAGGCAUUCUGGGAGCUCUGAUUGGUGGCGCAGCAGGGACCGUGGUUCUGACACUUGCCAUUUUCACCAUCAUCAGGAAGGCUCAGUGAAAA